Molecule: messenger RNA, 1835 nt
Organism: Onychostoma macrolepis
Lineage: Eukaryota; Metazoa; Chordata; Actinopteri; Cypriniformes; Cyprinidae
Gene: kcnk12l
Product: potassium channel, subfamily K, member 12 like
Exons: 3
Coding region: 99-1454 (451 amino acids)
Biological process (GO): stabilization of membrane potential; potassium ion transmembrane transport
Cellular component (GO): membrane
Molecular function (GO): potassium ion leak channel activity
Source: RefSeq, a predicted model, not a curated record
AUAACAAUCUUUCACUUGCCUGCCUACUGUUACCUGCUAACCCAAAAGUGGCUGUGUAUGUUUGCCUGUUCUUGUCAUUUCCUGCUGGUGAUCAAGUCAUGCCACGUGGAAGAGAUGUCAGCAACAGCUGUUGCCUCCCACUUCACCUGAAUGAAGACAAUGCCCGUUUUGGCUUGUUGGCGGCCUUCAUCCUCCUCUACCUGCUGUGUGGCGCGGUGGUGUUCUCCGCACUCGAGCAUCCCUCUGAGCUGCAGGCUCACCGGCGCUGGGACGAACAGCUGGCCAACUUCACGGAGCAAAACAGCAUAAACCUGAAAUCCCUACAUGUCCUGCUGAAGCAAUAUGAGGAGGCCUUUGCGACUGGGAUCCGUGUGGACAAACUUAGGCCCCGCUGGGAUUUCUCAGGGGCCUUCUACUUUGUUGCUACAGUGAUCUCCACAAUUGGCUUUGGCAUGACCACUCCUGUCACCGUUGCAGGUAAGAUCUUUUUGAUAUUCUACGGACUCCUUGGCUGUGCAGCAACAAUCCUCUUCUUCAACCUCUUCCUGGAGCGCAUCAUCACGAUGUUGGCCUAUAUCAUGCGCUGGUGUCAUGAGCGCCAACUGCGCCGCUCCGGCAUGGGAGGAGAGGAGGCCAGGAGCGAGGACGACAGUCUGGAGGGCUGGAAACCAUCGGUCUACUACGUAAUGCUCAUUCUGGGCAUCGCCGCUCUGCUGAUCGCAUGCAGUGCAUCUGCGUUGUACUCUGCCAUGGAGGACUGGGACUACUUUGAGUCCUUGUACUUCUGCUUUGUGGCCUUCAGCACCAUUGGCUUCGGGGAUGUGGUGAGCAGCCAACGGGAGAGCUAUAAAGCUCAAGAAGCCUACCGUUUCGGCAACUGCCUCUUCAUCCUCAUGGGUGUGUGUUGCAUUUAUUCCCUGUUCAAUGUCAUUUCCAUCAUUAUCAAGCAGACGCUCAACUGGAUCCUCGGCAAACUGGACUGCAGCAAGGCUCAGUGUCCGUGCCGUGGCCGUCCGUACAGAAGACGAGGUCGGGCCUGUUGUUGCUGCUGCUUUCCACGAAUUCCCAACCAGCGGCACAACCACCACCCUCCACCGGGACAUUCCCGGCAGAGGGCUCAAAAGCGCAAUGCCGUGCACCCUGCCCCGGCUAACGAAGCGUCAGGAAAGCGCUUCACUAAUGCAUCAGUGGAAACAGUUUGUGAUAGUGAGACUGAAGCUGGCUUAGGACCAGAUGGAGGUUAUCUGACAGGGCGCAGACUGUCUGGAGAAAUGAUCUCAGUCAAUGACUUUAUGGCCAACAAGGUAUCUCUGGCCAUUCUACAGAAGCAACUCUCAGAGACCGCUCACGGUAAUCCAAGACAGAGCCACGUUCGCCAGAACGGCUUCUCUGGUGGAGUGGGCGCCUUUGCCAUCAUGAAUAACCGCCUUCAGGAGACAAGUGUCGACAGGUAGCUUGAUUAUAACAAAGAUGGCAUUGGAUAUAUUGCACAUUAUCUAAAGAUGACUUUAGUGAGGGUUGUGUUCUAUUCAGAACUGAAUUGAGAAUGGCUACAAAAUUCCUGAAUUUGAAUUGCAUUUACGUUGCGGUAGCAAACAGGAUGCAGAAUUUGAAUUUGAAUUUGAAUGUAGGGAAGUAUAUUUAAAAUGAAUUGAAAUUCAAAGAAAUGUAUACAACUCAUUUUUAACUACAUAAGCAAAGUUUAAGUUUGUUGAUUCACUUCAAAAUGAAAAUUCUGUUAUCAGUCAGACUUCGGUUCAUUUUCAAACACAAAUAAAUAUAUUUUUAAUUAAUCAUAAUCAUGUGAGAAUAACAGAAUAAAUUAAACCGGCUCA